AGCUGGCUGCAGAACACACCACUUGUCAAGUUGCUAUUAUUACUCCACCAACACGAUGAACUUCAAGACCUGGUUCGCCUUCGUCUUCGCUGCUGUCGUCGCCACCGUCGCAACGGCUGAGGAGUCCUCCCUCAGUGGGGACCCACAGUACUGCCAGGGAGAUGGUUGCCCGCCUCUCUACUGCGAAGCGAACAUUCAGAUAAGUCAGGCCUGCCGUAACGACAUUGCUGUGAAGGGCGGUACAUUUGAGGCUUGCUGCAAGACGAAGUGUGGCGCCUCGGCCUAGAUUGCAGCCUUCGAUCCACGGAUGAUUUCGCCAUCAAUCGAUAGUAUCAGACUAUAGAUGAGCUCAAUCGAAGGUACUCGUUUUAUUUGUUAUGUCAAGCU
Phytophthora nicotianae INRA-310 is the source of this 387-nucleotide messenger RNA. RefSeq lists its product as hypothetical. The transcript has a single exon. The record is from RefSeq and is a predicted model, not a curated record. The coding region runs from base 56 to 286 and encodes 76 amino acids. NCBI's taxonomy places the organism in Eukaryota, Oomycota, Peronosporomycetes, Peronosporales, Peronosporaceae.